CAUCUGGCAACCGCGGAGCAGCGCUGGCGCUCAGCAGCAGCGAGAGUCUGGCGCCGUCACUGCUAACCGAAGCUGGCUGUCCUGUCCCGCCUUACGACCGUCUAACCCCCUCGCUUUUAAACGUUACCGAAUGGGGUGCGGAGAGCCUGUCGGUUCGCUGCAGUAGUCGUGUGUGUUGAGUGUCCAGCUCGUGAAUCCAGUGUCCGAAGGGUCAAUCUGCCUCACUGCGGUGCAGCCGCUGCUGGAGUCAAACAGAUCCACAAUGGCGACUCCCAGUCCCAGCACCAAUUCACCAACUAGCGCUGCGGGAUCCGCCUUACACACGCAACACUUAACGACAAUGAGCAACAUGCAGGAUUCCAGCACAUGCUGGAGGUGUCAGAAUGAAACAGGAUUUCAGAUCAAUCUGUCUGGAGUAACCCAAAGCAAACGCAAAGCACUUAAGUUAAACUUUGCGAAUCCACCAGUUAAACCGACCGCACGACUCCCCAUCACAACGGCUAACCCUCCGUUCCAGAAUCCACACAUAGAGCGGCUGCGGACGCACAGCAUCGAGUCCUCAGGGAAGCUGAAGAUUUCUCCAGAGCAACAUUGUGACUUCACGGCCGAGGACCUCAAGGACCUGGGAGAGAUCGGGAGAGGAGCGUACGGAUCCGUGAACAAGAUGGUGCACAAACCCAGCGGACAGAUCAUGGCUGUCAAGCGGAUUCGCUCCACGGUGGAUGAGAAGGAGCAGAAACAGCUUCUGAUGGAUUUAGAUGUAGUGAUGAGGAGCAGCGACUGCCCGUAUAUCGUCCAGUUCUACGGAGCCCUGUUCAGAGAGGGCGACUGCUGGAUCUGUAUGGAACUAAUGUCUACCUCCCUCGACAAAUUCUACAAAUAUGUAUAUUGUUCAGUAGAUGAUGUGAUUCCAGAGGAAAUAUUAGGCAAAAUAACAUUAGCAACUGUGAAAGCACUGAAUCACUUGAAAGAAAACUUGAAAAUAAUCCACAGAGACAUCAAGCCCUCCAACAUUCUCCUGGAUAGAAACGGCAACAUUAAGCUGUGUGAUUUUGGCAUCAGCGGACAGCUGGUCGACUCCAUCGCCAAGACCAGAGAUGCUGGCUGUAGACCGUACAUGGCUCCUGAACGGAUCGACCCCAGCGCCUCCAGACAGGGCUAUGACGUCCGCUCGGAUGUGUGGAGUUUGGGAAUCACGCUGUACGAGCUGGCGACGGGACGCUUCCCGUACCCCAAAUGGAACAGCGUGUUUGAUCAGCUGACACAGGUGGUGAAGGGAGACCCGCCGCAGCUCAGCAACUCCGAGGAGAGACAGUUCUCUCCCAAAUUCAUCCAGUUUGUCAAUCUGUGCCUUACAAAGGAAGAGUCAAAAAGGCCAAAGUACAGAGAACUGCUGAAGCAUCCGUUCAUCCUGAUGUACGAGGAGCGGAUCGUGGACGUGGCCAGUUACGUGUGCAGGAUUCUGGAUGAAAUGCCGGCGUCUCCCGGCUCGCCCAUGUAUGUGGACUGAUGGUGAGCGGCCUGUUGGGAACACAAGACGGUCCGGCCACCAUCUGGUGUACAUACAGCGCCUCACACGAAACACACGGCCCUUCACCAACUCUCAUUUCACUGCAUUUACCGCAGCACAUCCUGCCCUCAACGUUUGAGUGAAACUCUAUUUCAAAGUGCCAUGUUAAAACGCUUCUGUACGCAGUCGGAGAACAAACGUUGGGUGUCGGAUUUGUUCUCGUUUGUGAAAUGCAAGUCCUGGUUAAGGGUCUGAGUAGUUCUGCUAGACAUCGUAAUUGUACUUUUUCACCUCAGUGUGAACACAAAGAGAAAUACUUCCCCAAAAACAUCUUGUGCAAUAUGAAUCGGCUCUCAUUUAAAAGCCAUUUACAUCAUGGUGUGUAAACAAGCUUCAGAUUUAGAAAAUCAACCUUCUGCGUUCAUUGCGUCAUGCUACAUUUGUAUGUGUGUGUAUGUGUGUGUGUGGGGAAUCAUUUGGAAAUAUAAAUAAGCAAAACUUGAGUUUGCUCAUUUAUGACAUGUGAUAAAUGCGCACCAAAAUGAAUCCUAAGAGGAGGAAAAAGCAUCCGUGCUGGUGUUUUUCUUCACACGUGUCACUCUCUCUUUAUUUAAUGAAACAAAGGUGUUGUUCUGCAUCAGUGACGUGUGUUAAAGUAGCUUUACUCGCUCAAUAUGCAAUAUGAUGUCACGAUGAUCCAAAUGGUUUCACUUAUCAACGAGAAUGAUGAAUGCCGGCGCUGCUCGUCACUGUUAAUCUGUAUUUAUACUGACUCCACGUUGUCAAAUCAGAAGAUUUCCCACAAGCUCACUUUUAGCAGGGCAUGAGUUUGGUUGGUUCGUGUGGGAUACGGCUGAUAAUUCAUUCAUAGGUCACUUAUUUUAAAAGAUGUACGGCGUUCAUCAAACACUAGCGUUUCACGUUUUGAUGAUUGAAACUGAUGUCUUUCUUAAAUGCAGUUUAAAAAAUAAUAGUGGCACAUCACAAAUGUGGGAUGAAAUCAUUUUAAGGGUGAUGUGUAUUAUAUUGUAUCAAGAGAGGAAACUAUGUACAGAAGAAAAAAAAAUCACUGUGAAAAUGUACAGUGAGAAGAGCAAUCUGUAAAAAUUGUAAAAGGAAAUGUGCAGGGAUACAGCGUACUAUAUGUUCAGGUUUGGGUAUAUAUUAAUCUCUGCUGACAGCUUUUUGUCUGAUACACAUCACAUCAGCUGGCGGGAUGAAUAUGCUUGUAGGUCAGCGGUUUAUCAUCAUUCUGCUCUGUUAGAUCUGAACACACGAUAGACUCGAUGCUCGAAUAAAUCCAAUACUCAGCCAA
Molecule: messenger RNA, 2825 nt
Organism: Carassius gibelio (silver crucian carp)
Lineage: Eukaryota; Metazoa; Chordata; Actinopteri; Cypriniformes; Cyprinidae
Gene: map2k4b
Product: mitogen-activated protein kinase kinase 4b
Exons: 13
Coding region: 263-1510 (415 amino acids)
Biological process (GO): MAPK cascade; protein phosphorylation
Molecular function (GO): JUN kinase kinase activity; ATP binding
Source: RefSeq, a predicted model, not a curated record